CUUACGCCAAUGAUCUAACCUCAAACGUGACUAUAAAGAUUGUAAGAAGAUACAGAAAAAGGAUUAAUUUCCUUCGGCUUUACAUCAUGAAUUCAUUAUCAAGAAUUGUUCGUGGGAAAUUGUACCAGGAGUUAAUUGUACGAUUGCAGUCAACAACCAUAACAUCAACCUUAUCCUCAGACAUUCAAAUUCCAAACAGAAUAGAACGAGGUCCAACAGAUAUCUUGAAGGCUCUGGAAAGUACGAUAUCUAGAGAUUAUACAGCGCCACAUUAUAAGUUUCAUGAUGAUCCUUUCUUGAUACCUCAAUCAAACUUGCAUAAUCGUACGUACGCUUUAGCAAAAGAGUCUGGAAGGAAGACCGCGAUGUGGGUUCGUGAAGAACACCGCGAUUUAUUUCAGCAUAAAGUAGCAGAUCCUGAAAUUAAGGCAUUUGUACCACUCCCCAUUUAUACCGAAGAAAGUAAAGUGACAGAAGAAACAUUAUUAUAUGAAAUAUCAAAUGGUAAUAUUGCUAACUGUAUCACGAUAUACGAUUUAUUAAAAGGUGAGAUGACAAUACCAACGAAACAGGCACUCUUGGAAUUAUUAUGUUACAACAAUAGUGAACAAACCGAAUGGCUGGAGACUCGCUGGUAUAAAUUCGAACAUACAAAGAAUACUUGGCUAAAUUACUCACAAAUCGAUGUACUAUUCGAAUUUCUGAAGGAACAAGAACCCAAAAUAGCAGCUGCUGCGUACACCGCGAUGAUAUGUGGUUUGGUUAAACAUUUCAGUCCGAACAAGGCUUGGCAUUUUUAUGCUGAAAGUCGAGAAAAAAGUAUACCGUUAUCUAUUGAUGGAUACAAUGCUAUGAUAUCAAUAGUACCAAUGCUCGUACCAAGGCAAGAGAAGCAAGAGGAUUCGAAAUUAAAAUCGUUAGUAACCGAUAUUUACAGAGCAAUGAUUAUAAACGGAAUCACUCCAAACAUACAUACCUUUAAUGCCGCCCUUAAUGUAGCAACUGCUUUAAAAACCAAUCAAGUAGCUCUAGAUUUUACACGCAAGAUACUCGCUGAUAUUACAAAAUUCAAACUGAAGCCAUCGUUAACUACAUAUUAUUAUCUGCUGCAAAUUUUAAGUAGAUUCGGCGAUGCAUCAUAUAACAGCUUUAUAAAAAUUUUGACGUCUUUGAAAAAUGAAACCAUUACUAUUCAAAAUAAGGAAGAUUUAAAUUUCUUCGUUGUCGCAAUGAAAAUGGCAUCCCAGCAGUUCUGUGAUCGUCAAGCAGGUGAAAUGGUGAAUGAGCUUCUUCUUACCGGUGAAAAUUACAAGUUUAUCAGUAAUAAUAUAAGAGAACAUAUCUAUUACCGAAUGUAUUUGGAAUUAAUUUUGGCAACGGAAGAAUUUGAGACAUUCUUCAAGCUCUACAGCAAACUUGUGCCGCACGUGACUAUACCGGAACCUGCCGUGAUGAGUGCUAUAUUAGAAGCUCUUAAAUUAUAUCCCGCGCAGACUGCCACGCAAUAUAUACCAAAACUAUGGUCGCACAUGAUCAUGUUCGAUCAUCUGAACAGGGAAGAGUUAUUGGAGAACAUAUUGCACUUGAUGAGCGUACAUUGUAAACCCGUGUCUGAUUCUCCAUUGAAUGCGCAAUUCACAGAGAUGGCACUGACUAUCUGGGAUCAUAUACAAUCUUUGAGAUUUAAUAUAUUUGUCCAUAUAUUAAUAUCUUCCGAAUUAUGUGUGAUUAAAGAAGAAGAAACACCAAGUCCUUUUCAAAUUAAAUCGGGGACCUAUCGAAAUUCAAUAAUGGGCAAUAUCAUACUAUUGUUGCUACGUGGAAAUAAUUUUACCAAAACGAUAGAAAUUAUAUCGUUAUUAGUUCGUUCACCGCACUUAAUUAAGAAUGGUCAAACCAUUACAACAGAGCAUAUAAAUGAAAUAUUCGAACUGUGUUUAGCACAAGCAUAUGUGCCGGCAAUUUUCACACUUCUGGAAUAUGUCACUUUCCAUAGUCUAGAAGGAGCCGGGGAAAUGGCUGGAAAGUUAUACAAAACUGUAUCCCUUACCUCCAAUCAGAAAAAUAUAUUGGCUAGUUUAGUAGGUAACGAUGUUCUCCAAUUACAGAUCUCUGAUGAGAAUUAG
Messenger RNA from Atta colombica, 2126 nucleotides. RefSeq names its product protein PTCD3 homolog, mitochondrial. Lineage: Eukaryota; Metazoa; Arthropoda; Insecta; Hymenoptera; Formicidae. Gene Ontology annotation, biological process: mitochondrial translation. The coding region runs from base 87 to 2126 and encodes 679 amino acids. The record is from RefSeq and is a predicted model, not a curated record. The transcript is spliced from 11 exons. Gene Ontology annotation, molecular function: ribosomal small subunit binding; rRNA binding; protein binding. Gene Ontology annotation, cellular component: mitochondrion.